UUUAAACACGGUCUAAUUACCCCCUGCAACCGAAAAUAUUCGAGAAAUCUUAAGGUUGCAUGUAUAAGGUUGCACUGCGCAUAUCUAAUUCUCUUAAUUGCCAAAAACUAAACUUGAAAACGAAAAUAGUGAAACAUUAAAUUUCUAAAUCAAAUUGUUCCACCUUAACAGAAACCUACAAAUUCGAAACUAAAUGCAAUAUUUCAUUGUCCGUUCAAUAUAACACAAGAUCGGCGAGAGGUUAGAGUUUUAUUCUAUCGAAUCGUAAAUAUAUUACAAGAGAAUAGCGAGACUAACGAAGCACCUGUAUAAGAGCUAAAGCAUAAUUUUUGGUUUAGCUGAAAAAUCAACCGCAUUCGUUAGUUAGUUGAUAAUUUAUCGUGCGCAGAAGUAGACCGCUUGGCGUGUGUGUUGUGUUGUCUUUAAAUAAAAUUGAAAAUAUCGGUACUUUCGCUUAAAUUUGUUAUUUUAUUUUUUUGAUCUUCAACGAAAUUUGAUUUUUCAUUGAAUGCAACAAUGACAAUCUACAGUAAAAUUGUGCAAAUUAUUUUAAUAAAUUUUUAAGAGAAAUUUGUGGAUUAAAUCACAGUCACAGAUUCACUCUUGCGAUUUGGACUCAAAAAUGCAACAGAGAUGACUUCACUCGACAUCGAAAUAAAAUGUACAACAUUUUGGUUAAUGUUCGAAUUAAUCGCAACAUUGGCAUUCAUCACAUUUGUUAUUGGCUAUGUGAUUCUGGGACGACACCUUCACAGAAAAUGCAUUAAAGGGAGCACCGUUUUGAUUACGAAUGGGAAUUCCCAAUUAUCACAAGAAAUCGCCCGUCAAAUGAUCAACAAUCAUCAAUGCAAAGUGAUUUUAGUAUUUGAACCGGACGCUCAUAUACCUAAAACGGAUGAUAAAUGCGUUUCGUUCGAACGAAUCUACCAAUGCAAUUUUCUGGACCACAACCAAGUAAGAGAAUUGAGAGACAACAUUUUACGAAACGAUGGUACGAUCGAUAUUUUGAUUGAAAAUGGAAAAAUGCCAACAACAUCGAAUGCCACCAUUUCGAUAUUUUCAUUUCCGCCGGAACGAUUCAUUGAGGAGACCAGCAACCGAAUCAUCAUUACACUAAAUUUGCUAAUAAACUUUAUUCCGUCAUUAAAACAUUCCGCACGUCGUGGCCAUUUCGUUUCCAUCCAGUCGGAGCCAAGUGGUGCUCGACCGUUUCUGGAAACAUCGGCGGAAAUGAAAGAGUUAUGUAGACGUUUGAGCAUCGAUAACGAUAAUUUGAAGCCCAGCAUACCGAAUGAACUGUGCUUGUCAACGGUGGUGUUCAAUGACAACAAGAGUGAUAAUAAGCUAUUCAGAAAAUUAGAAUUAAAUUUGUGCGAAAUCGCCGGUACAAUAAUCAAAGGAAUUCAAAGUGAGAAGAAAGUUGUAGUUGUAAGUGAAAGAAGAAGUCUGAUAAAUUACUUGUUAAAACUGAUUAAAUUUAAAUGUUCGUAGUGAGA
Molecule: messenger RNA, 1496 nt
Organism: Bradysia coprophila
Lineage: Eukaryota; Metazoa; Arthropoda; Insecta; Diptera; Sciaridae
Source: RefSeq, a predicted model, not a curated record